AUGGCAGAAGAAGAGUUGCCGGGCGUUUUGAUUCUGGAUAUCGGAGGAACUCAUGGUGUGCUAGAAAACCUUGCAGCGCUUUUGAAGAAACAUUUUCACCUUAUCACCAUGAGGGAAUUUCUUGAAAACAAAAAAGAAUUGAAAAAAAAAAUCCAAUCUGUUUUCGUGUUUGAGUGCAGACCAACUAUUGACCGGGAGCUUCUAGAAAGCCUGCCUAAUUUAAAAGUAAUUGGAAACUCUGGGGUUGGUGUCGAUCACUUAGACUUGAAAAUGAUUUCUAAGUUUGGUGUAAAAGUGACCAACACCCCACGUGCCGUGGCGGACCCAACAGCAGACAUAGGAAUGGCCUUGAUGCUGGCCUCUGCCAGAAGACUGGUGGAAGGCUGCCAGAUUGCGGUUUCUCCAGAGACAAAGCAUUUUGCUGUUGACUGGCUGGGAGUGGAACUAACCGGAGCGACGCUUGGGAUCAUCGGGAUGGGCAGCAUUGGGUACAAAGUGGCUCGGAGAGCCACAGCCUUCGACAUGAGGAUCCUGUACCAUAACAGGAACCGGAGAAGAAAGGAGGAGGAAGAGGCAGUUGGUGCCCACUACUGUGAGAAGAUGGAAGACUUGCUGCAGCAAUCUGACUUUGUUAUGCUGGUUGUGAACCUGACUCCUGAGACUCACAAACUAAUUGGGAAAAAAGAGCUGGAGCUGAUGAAACCCACAGCUACUCUUAUAAACAUCAGCCGAGGUGCAGUUAUUGAUCAAGAUGCAUUGGUAGAAGCUCUCCAGAAUAAAGUUAUUAGGGCUGCCGCUCUGGACGUGACAUACCCUGAGCCUCUGCCAAGAGAUCAUCCUUUAUUAAAAUUAAACAACAUCAUCAUAACCCCUCACAUUGGAACCGCAACAGUCCAGGCUCUCCAUAUGAUGGCAGAAGAAGCAAUAGCAAAUAUGCUGGCUGUUCUCAAUGGCCAACCCAUUCCAAGUGAAGUGUUUCCCAAAUGAUGUGUGCCAGAUUUUAUCAUUAAAUCUCAUAUGUAGGGGAGGGCAGUAUUUCUUACAGUACAACUUUUAAACUAAAA
Opisthocomus hoazin is the source of this 1064-nucleotide messenger RNA. The record is from RefSeq and is a predicted model, not a curated record. NCBI's taxonomy places the organism in Eukaryota, Metazoa, Chordata, Aves, Opisthocomiformes, Opisthocomidae.